CAUCGCAAUGAGUCACAUCCACUCGAGCAGGAAGUCAGCUCUGUGCCCUCUGGGUGGAAACUGCACUGAGCACCAUCACCAGGUUAGGAUGUCUAAACUGCUCCACCUGCCUGACCACGCCCCUACACAGAGUGCUCGCGCCCAGUCUCACCUGUUUCCUACCGUGGAUGUCCCUGACCACGCCCACUACAUCAUUGGCUCAGUCAUCCUGUUGGUAGGGGUAACAGGCAUGCUGGGAAACGCUCUGGUCAUCUACGUGUUCUGUCGCAGUCGGACGCUGAGGUCGCCCAGCAACCUGCUAGUGGUUAACUUGGCGGCCGCCGACUUCCUGAUGUCCUUGACACAGUCUCCGGUCUUCUUUGUGGCCAGCCUGCAUCACCGCUGGGUGUUUGGGGAGCUGGCCUGCGAGCUGUAUGCCUUCUGCGGUGCUCUCUUUGGCAUCACCUCCAUGAUAACGCUGACGGCAAUUGCGGUGGACCGUUGCCUGGCUAUCACGCGUCCUCUGGCGAUGCUGGGUGGGGUGAGUCAUCAGAGAGUGUUGGUGGUGGUGGCAGUUGUGUGGCUGUACUCUCUGGGCUGGAGUCUGCCGCCGUUCUUCGGGUGGAGCGCCUACGUCCCUGAAGGCCUGCAGACAUCCUGCAGCUGGGACUACAUGAGCUUUACAGCUGCUGUACGCACUUACACCCUCCUGCUGUUCUCCUUCGUCUUCUUCAUCCCACUCGCUGUCAUUGCUGCGUGCUACUUUGCCAUUUUCCGGGCAGUGCAGCAGGCGGGGCGGGAAAUAGAGCAGCUGAACUGUGGCGAGGUCAACAAGGCAUAUGAGCGUCUGCGCAGCGAGUGGCGAAUGGCUAAGGUGGCUCUGGUAGUAAUCCUGCUCUUCAUCGUUUCCUGGUCGCCAUACUCUGUGGUUGCUCUCACCGCCACCGCCGGCUACGCACACCUGCUGACUCCAUACAUGAACUCGGUGCCAGCUGUCAUCGCCAAGGCCUCUGCCAUCCACAACCCCAUUAUCUAUGCCAUCACACACCCAAAGUACCGCGCUGCCAUUGGUCACUAUGUCCCUUUUCUUCGCAGCGUGCUACGGCUGCAGGAGAAGGACCUGCGCUCCUCUUUCAGCUCAAGCGCAACUUCGUCUCGCUGUACCACUUUUACCAGCUCGCCAAAAGGUCGACUUAAUGCCAGCGUCAGGACCAAUGGCCACCAGGCUCAGAACCGCCUAUCCUCAGUGUCUGACAGCAAGUCGUGCUGGAUGGAGAGCGAUGCCGACGGCUCGAGCAGAAGAUCAGAGAGGCAGGCGUUCUCAGAGGCCACCGCUAACCCCUUGGACUCCACCACACCGAGGCAGCACGUGGGCCACACCGACGCCAGUUCAUCUGACGGCGCCGUGCUCGAGGCCAAACUUCCUCUGUGAUGCUGCCCUCGUGGUUCUGCUCUUACUGGUCAAAGGUUUUGAUCAGAUGGAGAGACGAAAUGAGAUCAGGGAGUGAUGCAGGCCUUUGAUGGUGAUGACAUCACUGUGUUACUCACGGUUACGCAGCUGAUUGGAAACUUGAGCUUCAUGUGAAUAUUGAUUGAUUUUCCUGUGAUGUGAUCGAUUCGGUUUUCUGAUUAAUUUGUCAGUAAAGUUCAGUUCAAGCUAAAUUUCUUCAGGUUUUUUUUUACCACAGAAACAUGAUGAUGUGUGAGGCGUGAUUGAAAUUUGAAAUCUGCAGCAGUGUUUGAGCAUCAACAUCU
Messenger RNA from Haplochromis burtoni (Burton's mouthbrooder), 1734 nucleotides. RefSeq names its product opsin 4.1 (gene opn4.1). Lineage: Eukaryota; Metazoa; Chordata; Actinopteri; Cichliformes; Cichlidae. Gene Ontology annotation, cellular component: membrane. Gene Ontology annotation, biological process: visual perception; G protein-coupled receptor signaling pathway. Gene Ontology annotation, molecular function: G protein-coupled receptor activity. The record is from RefSeq and is marked provisional.